AUGUCUGCUCACAUCAGCGCUCCAGUCCUUACCGCCAACUCUCUCGUGAAACGAGAGGUUUUCAGUCUCCCAGACCCAUUCGCUGUCGUCUCCGUUGACGCCGAUCAAACAUACACCACCAGCCCUGUCAAAAAGAGCCUCAGCCCAACGUGGAACCAGCACUUUGAUAUCACCGUUCGGCCAUCUUCUACCAUCACAAUCCAGAUAUUUGACCAAAAGAGGUUCAGAAAGCGAGAUCAAGGUUUCUUAGGCCGUGUCGAGCUUACAGGUCAAGAGGCAAUAGACCACACGGCCAACGGGCUUAUCACUCGUGACCUUCGCCAGUCUUCCACUGGAGCAUCGGUUUACGGGAAGAUGCUAUUUUCGUUCUCGCUUCCGCCAUCAACGAAUGCUCCGUCGGAUGCCGGACAGAGCAACUUAUCACCUAGUGUAUUAUCAAGCCGGCUGCGUUCCCGUCAGAGCACACCCAUGCUUCGCACCGAACUCUCGACAAGAAUACCUGCUCUUCCUCGUGUCCCUUCUCUCAGUCCCCUUCUUAAUCGCCGACGUUCAAGUUCCAACGCGGAGUCUCCAGCCUCAUCAGAUAGUGCAUCAACACCAACUAGACCUAUAGGUAUUGCGCGCGAGCCAUCUCUUGCAGAACAGUCUACUUGCAGCACCACGGAAGAUGAUAACGCAGCAUCCCUCCCUCGAGGUUGGGAGCGUCGUCUUGACGAACGCAGCGGUCGAGUCUAUUACGUUGACCAUAAUAGAAGGAUGACCACAUGGGCACAGCCUGUAGCUGCACCCUCUGAGCCUUCUGUCCGUGCUCCACCAAUCCCCGUGCCCCAACCUCAAGUCCAGAAUUCUACCCGCAGCAGCGGUGGUUACGUGGACGUACCCCUACCAGCAGGGUGGGAAGAGCGUCGAACGCCGGAAGGGCGUCCCUACUUCGUUGACCAUCAUACACGCCUGACGACAUGGAUAGACCCACGUACGGUACAGGUCGCUGCCUCCGCUAUCUCCCAGUCCACGAGCGCAAAUGCGAAUAUGGGUCCUCUAUCAUCAGGUUGGGAGAUGCGCCUCACCUCCACCGGCCGAGUGUACUUUGUCGAUCACAACACCCGUACCACAACCUGGGAUGAUCCAAGACUGCCCUCGAAUCUGGAUUCCAAUGCCCCUCAGUACAAGCGUGAUUACAGAAGAAAGGUGAUCUACUUCCGCAGUCAACCAGCGAUAAACUUGAAGGACGGCAAGUGCGAACUGAAGCUUCGGAGGAGUCGAGUCUUGGAUGACAGUUUCGCUGCUGUCAUGAGAAUGAGCGGGAAUGAGCUGAAGAGGAGACUCGUGAUCAAAUUUGAAGGAGAAGAUGGCUUGGAUUAUGGAGGUGUCUCGAGGGAGUGGUUCUUCCUAGUCUCGCAUGAGAUCUUCGACCCAUCCUAUGGCUUGUUCCAAUACUCUGCACACGACAAUUACACUCUCCAGAUGAACUGGAUGUCAGGCAUUAAUCCUGAGCAUCUCACCUACUUCAAAUUUAUUGGGCGAUGUCUUGGGCUUGCCAUAUUCCACAGGCGGUUCCUUGAUGCCUACUUCGUGCCGAGUUUCUACAAGAUGAUCCUCGGAAAGAAGUCAACGUUGGCUGAUCUCGAAGGCGUCGACGCGGACCUUCACCGUAGCCUACUCUGGAUGCUGGAAAAUGACAUCACCGAUGUCUUGGACGAAACGUUCACUUCUACGGAAGACCGCUUUGGCGAGAUCGUAGAAGUCGAAUUGAGGCCCGGAGGAGCUAAUAUACCCGUCACCGAAGAUAACAAGAGAGAGUAUGUGGAAGCCGUUGUGGAAUACCGUACCAAGACAAGGGUCCGGGAACAAUCACAAGCCUUCAUGCAAGGCUUCCAGGAGAUCAUACCUCAAGACUUGAUCGAACUCUUUGACGAGCGAGAACUGGAGCUCCUUAUUGGAGGAAUGUCCGAGAUCGACACCGACGACUGGAUCCAAUAUACCGAUUACCGCGGAUACGAAAAGACGGAUAAAGUCAUCGAGUGGUUCUGGCAAUGCAUCCGCAGCUGGCCUCCAGAACGCAAAUCCCGUUUACUUCAAUUUGCGACGGGAACUUCUAGGGUACCUGUCAACGGUUUCAAAGACUUACAAGGUUCGGAUGGGCCUCGGAGGUUCACCAUCGACAAAUCCGGCGAUCCGUCUCAGCUCCCGAGGAGCCACACGUGUUUCAAUAGGAUCGAGUUGCCUCCUUAUGAAAAUUACGAGAGCCUCGAGAAGAAGCUGACGUAUGCUAUUGAGGAGACGGAAGGAUUUGGUGUAGAAUAA
Suillus paluster is the source of this 2304-nucleotide messenger RNA. RefSeq lists its product as uncharacterized. Lineage: Eukaryota; Fungi; Basidiomycota; Agaricomycetes; Boletales; Suillaceae. The coding region runs from base 1 to 2304 and encodes 767 amino acids. Gene Ontology annotation, biological process: ubiquitin-dependent protein catabolic process. The transcript is spliced from 7 exons. Gene Ontology annotation, molecular function: ubiquitin protein ligase activity; protein binding. The record is from RefSeq and is a predicted model, not a curated record.